Molecule: messenger RNA, 384 nt
Organism: Letharia lupina
Lineage: Eukaryota; Fungi; Ascomycota; Lecanoromycetes; Lecanorales; Parmeliaceae
Exons: 2
Coding region: 1-384 (127 amino acids)
Source: RefSeq, a predicted model, not a curated record
AUGCCUUCAACAAACUCCACUUCCAGUAAUGCCUACACCACCUACUUCGUCCCCGGCUACUCCAUAUCCCGACACAUAAUGUUCACCCAUAUACAAUACCAUCUCGGUCCUUAUGUCUCCGUGCGACCAUUCACCUACCAGCAGAGGGAGGGGUAUCUGAUCAGUAACCCCGGCAGUGCCUUGACCAAGGUCAGCAUCCUUCCUUCAGGAUCAGCGGUGAGCAUGCUGACGUGUACCCAGAGCCAGAUAGAAGACCUUCAAUACAUGUCCCGGCAGUACGAGCAGCAAGAGGCCGAAAGAAUGAUAAGAGCGAGCGGAGCUCUAGACAGGGCUGAUGUUUACAUCAAUCGACCGAUACCGGUCCAGCAACGGUAUGGACACUGA